AUGGAUAUGGAUAUGUCAACUUCAACAGCAAACUCUAUGUCCAUGGCAACAUCCACUUCCAUGGCAAUGACCUCAUCCACUUCUAUGGCCAUGAGCAUGAGCAUGCAGUCCAUGGACAUGGUCUUCUACACCUCUACAAGCACACCGCUUUGGUCGUCUGCGUUUACUCCGAGCACCACUGGGCAGUACGCUGGCGCAUGCAUAUUCCUCAUCGCGUUCACCGUGAUAUUCCGGGCCUUGAUCGCUUUCCGAAUCAACUUCUUCAAAAUCACGGCCGCGGCCAAGCAGAAGCGCAGUGGAAGUCUGCUUCCGCCUACCAUGAUUGAAGAGAAAGUUCAGAUCCGCCUAUGGAGAGCCGAUGAAGCCGUGACAGUGGGCGUAAUCGAUAUGGUAAUUGUGGGGGUGAGCUAUCUGCUUAUGCUGGCGGUAAUGACAAUGAAUGUUGGCUACUUUCUGUCAAUACUUGGCGGUGCCUUUCUGGGUAGCAUGCUUUUCAAUCGUUUCACAGGCAGCACCUGGGCGCAUUGA
Messenger RNA from Penicillium odoratum, 528 nucleotides. RefSeq names its product copper transporter family protein. The record is from RefSeq and is a predicted model, not a curated record. Gene Ontology annotation, cellular component: plasma membrane. NCBI's taxonomy places the organism in Eukaryota, Fungi, Ascomycota, Eurotiomycetes, Eurotiales, Aspergillaceae. Gene Ontology annotation, molecular function: copper ion transmembrane transporter activity. Gene Ontology annotation, biological process: copper ion transmembrane transport; intracellular copper ion homeostasis. Bases 1 to 528 code for a protein of 175 amino acids. The transcript is spliced from 2 exons.